CAGAAGAAAGAUAAAAAGUUUGACAUUUCACAAGUUUUGAAUUUACUUCAUUUAUUCAAAGUAAAUUUCUAUUUCAAUUUAAUUUGCUGACAAUUGACAAAGGGUUUAUAAAAAAUGUAGGUGCCUUUGUUAGUAUUAAAGUUAUAACAAUGAAGUGCUUCGUGCCUGUUUGUGAGAAUAGCUCAACAAUAUCUCAGGGGAUUACUUUUCACAGGUUUCCUACUGAUGAUAGAACCCGUGCAACCUGGCUUCAAGCUCUUGGUAAACAAGGGUCUUGCUUGGCAAGUGGUGAAGUAGUUUGCUCACAACAUUUCCUAACUGAGGAUUUCAUUGAAACAAGGAGUGGAUUAAAAAAACUGCGACGUGGAGCUUCUCCUUUUGUAAUUAAUAAAUUAGGUUUAUUGAAUGUUAAUCAGAAAUCUAAAGAAGUAAACCAACAAGCAGAAAUGGAUGGUGUUUAUAAGGUUACAACCAAUGUUGAAAUGAAAAAUGAGAAACCAGAUGAUUCUUUGCUAUCGGUAGACAUUGGAGUACUCGUAAAGCAGGAACCUUUAGAUCAAGCCUUGAUGGAUACCUAUGACAACAUCUAUGACUCACAGUUUGAUGUUGUUAAGGAGGAGGUAACUAGCAACAGUUCUGGAAUGGAAAUUAUAUAUAAUAGUGAAUAUGAUGUUAACUCAGAUGUACCAUAUAAUUUAAGCUUCAAAGAAGAAAUUACCGAAUUAGUAGAAGAAUCAGAGUCACCGGAACAUUCUUCAUUUUCAGAUUUAUCUGCAAGACAUAGUUAUAUGAUGACAUAUGUUAAAGUGGAGCAUUUAGACUCCUUCACAAGCUUACCUGCAGAUUGCGCUCUAGCACAUGACACACCUUCGCGAAGUACGGAAGACACGAGUCUUAAUGAAGCCUCGGCAUUGAAAGAAAAUAUCUUGAACGGACAGAAAAAAAGAAAAUUAAAAAAAGUCAAAAAUGGUGUACAAUCAGAGAACGGUUUUUUAGUGACUCCCAACAAGAACAUUGAGCUAUCCUAUUGUAAGCUUUGCUCAUAUAAGAGUAUUUCUAAGGCAAACUUAGAGAGGCACAUGAAUAAACAUAGCAGCAAGACCAUGUCCUUAACAUGUGAAAUUUGCGAAUACAAGUUUACGACAAGAGGUAAUUUACAUAGGCACAUGAGAAAUCACUCCGGCGAGAAGCCUUUCUCUUGUAAUAUUUGCGGUUAUAAGUUUUUCUGGAAGUUCCGGUUAGACUUUCACAUGAAAUCUCACACAGGUGAGAAAGGUUUUUCAUGUUAUAUAUGCCAAAAUAAGUUCACAACUAAGAGUAAUUUAAUGGUGCAUGUAAAAAAACACACUGGUGAAAAACCUUUCUCAUGUGAUAUUUGUGAUAAGAAAUAUUUAACCAAGGGUAGCAUAGUUGUUCACAUGAGAAACCACACUGGUGAGAAACCAUUUUCAUGUGGUAUUUGCAAAAACAGGUUUACAACAAAAAAUAGUUUAAUGUAUCACAUGAGUUCCCACUCUGGUGAUAGACCUUAUUCUUGUAUUCAUUGUGAAAAGAACUACAUAACGAAAGGUACUUUAACGGCUCACAUGAGAAAUCACACUCGUCAGAAAGCCUUUUCUUGUGAUUUGUGUAACUAUAAAAGUGUUUUUAAAAGUUAUUUAGUAACGCACAUGAAGAGUCACUCUGAUUCAGAUUUCAUGUAAUUAGAUGAUUUAUAACAUAAUAUGUGAUAGGUAUUUAUAAUUUUUCGAGUUCAGGUAGGUCUAUUUGACAGUUACCUUAUUUCUAUUUUUCUAAUAAAUAAUAAAAUCUGA
Pararge aegeria (speckled wood butterfly) is the source of this 1814-nucleotide messenger RNA. RefSeq names its product zinc finger protein 567-like. The record is from RefSeq and is a predicted model, not a curated record. The transcript has 4 exons. Gene Ontology annotation, biological process: regulation of transcription by RNA polymerase II. Gene Ontology annotation, molecular function: DNA-binding transcription factor activity; RNA polymerase II cis-regulatory region sequence-specific DNA binding. Lineage: Eukaryota; Metazoa; Arthropoda; Insecta; Lepidoptera; Nymphalidae. The coding region runs from base 150 to 1703 and encodes 517 amino acids.